AUGAGUAAGUCAAUUGCCGACGCUUUCAAAAGCUUGAAAGUCACUGGUGACUCUUCGCCAUCCGAAUUCAAACAUAUCUAUCAAGUGUCCUAUGAGUACUUAUCGAAAGUCAAAAAGUUUAAUGAUUUGCAAUCGUUCAAGAAUUGCCUUGUUGCAUUGAUAAAUUUGGAUCUGUACGAACAAGCCAACAAAAUCAUCGCCAAGGUUCCUGAAAAGCUUGUUGAGUCAUUGGUUUUGGAGAUCACGUAUGUCUACUACAAGAUUGGUAAAUCAAAAGAAAUCUUGCAACUCUAUGAGAGGUAUCAACCAAAACUUGAAUCCAAGCAAGUGCAAACAGGAUUGAAACAUGUUUUAGCGCAAACUUAUUACAAAAUUGGCGACUAUAAAAAAGCCUUAAAUUUGUAUAAAGAGUUGAUUAGUGAGUCAGCUGAUAAAAGUGACUUGUUGGUCAACGAACAAGCAAUUAUCUCACAGUUGAUUUUUGAGACUGGUGAGGUAGCAGUGUCAGGAUCCAGCACGGAGUUAGACCAAUCCAACUAUGAUAUGUUGUUCAAUGAAGCCAUCAUCGAAAUAGCUAAAGCAAACAACCACAAGGCCUUGCAAUUAUUGCAACAGGCUCACAAAGUGUGUUCUGAAAACAAUUUAACCGAUGAAGACGUUGAAACUGAACUACUUCCUAUCAAUUUAACAAUUGCUUAUGUGCAUCAGUUGCAAAAUGAUGUUGCAAAAAGUGAUGAAAUAUUGUCUGGCAUCAACAUUGACAGUGUUAAUGAUUCAUUACUCAAGUUAAUUUUAAAGAACAACAUUCAAUCGGAAAAGCCAAUAGAUAAUGCGAAUUUGAUUGAAAGACAGUUGAACUAUUAUGAGAUCAUACAACAAGUAAAGCAAAAGAUCACCUUGCUUCAAUUGGAAUCAGUUUUGAAAAACAGCUUGGUUUUGAGGUUUGCCACCGGUACAUUGACAACAAACUUAUUAAAUUCUGGGCCUAUUCUGAAGCUUGGAUUGGUCUCGGCUGCGUACAACGCGUUAUCAAAAAACGAUAUUAGUUACAGAAACCUUACGGAAGCUAAAAACAACAAGCUUGUGGGUAGAAAAUUGGUACGGUAUAUUCAGCAGGAUAUCAGACCUGAUCUCAAAGAAGCCGCAGUGUUGCUUUUGAUCCACAUCAACUCCCAAGUUGGCACCUUUGAACAAAGUUUGCCCUUUUUGGAAACUCUUGCCAAGCAAUCUCAAGAUCAACCGAAAUUUUCCCCAGGAAUCGUAGGAACCCUUAUACAAGUUUACGAAGCUACCCACAAUACCAACAAAUUAAAGUCUCUACUUACAACUUUGACUGAGAAGUUGUUGUAUACAGCAGAGGAUGCUUUCAAGGAUGAAAACUACUACAACGCUGCUAAAAUCAUUGCAAUGAAAAACUUUAGUUUUGAUAAUGACAAUUCGAGACAAUUGUUGGAGUAUCUACACAGUUGGAGACCUGAUGAUGAUUUGAUAAAUUCCCUUUUGACAAACUCAAACGACAACUUGAUGCCUAUUUCGGAAUUAGAAUCAUCUGAAUCUAUCAAAGACAUAUUAUCCAUCAACUUGGACGAAUUGAUACCAACCAAAAGCAAACCAAUUCAAACAGUGGCUAAAAAAUCAAGUAAGGUCACAAAAAAGAAGCGUGCUCCAAAAUUUGGUAAAGAUAAGGUAGUUAAACCAGAAGAUGAAUUCAAAUUAGACGAGGAGCGGUGGUUGCCUUUGAAAUUGAGAAGCUACUACAAACCAACAAAGAAGGAUAAAAAGAAAUUGGGUGGAGGGCAUCAAGGUGCAGUUGAAUCGUCAUCACCUGUACCUACAUCGCAUACUCCACUGAGUAGUAGUAACAAAAAGAAGAAAAAGAAAGGUAAAAAGUGA
Molecule: messenger RNA, 1893 nt
Organism: Lodderomyces parapsilosis
Lineage: Eukaryota; Fungi; Ascomycota; Pichiomycetes; Serinales; Debaryomycetaceae
Product: signal recognition particle subunit
Exons: 1
Coding region: 1-1893 (630 amino acids)
Biological process (GO): SRP-dependent cotranslational protein targeting to membrane
Cellular component (GO): signal recognition particle, endoplasmic reticulum targeting
Molecular function (GO): 7S RNA binding; ribosome binding; protein binding
Source: RefSeq, a predicted model, not a curated record